Messenger RNA from Suillus clintonianus, 1878 nucleotides. RefSeq names its product heterokaryon incompatibility protein-domain-containing protein. The transcript is spliced from 2 exons. The record is from RefSeq and is a predicted model, not a curated record. NCBI's taxonomy places the organism in Eukaryota, Fungi, Basidiomycota, Agaricomycetes, Boletales, Suillaceae. The coding region runs from base 1 to 1878 and encodes 625 amino acids.
AUGGAAACAUCCACGCAAUUUCGUUAUCAACCUCUACCCACCAGCAGCUCCAUCAGGCUCCUCCGAAUUCGCGAAUUCGUUUCCACCUUAGAUUAUGACCUUGUCGAGGUCGAUCUUGAAACUAACCCUGUUUACGAUGCGCUGUCUUAUACCUGGCAUCUGAAGGAACAAUCAAGCACGACAUCCGGAGUUGAUUCAGAGUGUGGAGGCUCCAUCAACUGCAAUGGGAUGAAGCUUGAUGUCACUGCCAACCUUCGAGAUGGCUUGCUUCGCCUGGAGCAUCUUCGCCAGAACACACUCAUCUGGAUCGAUGCCAUCUGCAUCAAUCAGCAGGAUCUAGAAGAGCGCAGCGCUCAGGUCAACAUGAUGGGCCGCAUCUUCCACUCUGCACGCACAGUGGUGGUCUGGCUUGGGGAGCCGAGGAGUGGCCCUAAUGUGCAGACUGUCGAAGAGACCAUCAAAUUCAUGGAGAGGCUGCCCCGCAUCAAGGAGCGGCAGUCUGAAAGUGUGUCAGACUACGAGGCCACCGCAGUCGCGGCACUGCGUGAGAUGGCCCUCACCACCCACACCAGUGACUGGCUUUGCCUCGGUGAAUUCUUCUACCGGUCAUGGUUUAAACGGUGUUGGAUCAUCCAAGAAACGGUCCUCGCUAGUAUCAUCGAGGUCUAUUAUGGACCAACCUAUAUCCCCUGGGCACUGCUGCAGAACGCUGCACGGCUCCUCGACGUGGCCCGCCGCCUGUCCUUUUACUCCCAAUUGUGGCGGGAGCAAAAGAUGGCCAUCUUCGGCUCAAUCCCCAUGAUACUACUUGCACGUGAAUACUACCACCGCGGCAAGCUCUGGCGGCUUGAGACGCACCUCGCACUCAGUCGCACCUACCAGGUCACCGACCAACGUGACAAGAUCUAUGCGCUACUUGGUAUAUCGGAUAGGUCGUCGUUGGAGUCACCAGUGGUGGAACUCAGCACGUUCAACGCGGAUUACACUAAAUCUAUUGAGCAAGUCUAUACUGAGUGCACCGUACACUUGGUUGAGGGUCAGGCAGGGCUUUCUGUCCUCUCCAUGGUGGAAGCCCGCUCAUACCCUGCACCUCGCCCCAUCCCGUCGUGGGUGCCGGACUUCAGCGUUCCACCAAACCCCCCACCACUCGCAAUCCACGGAGAGUGUCCCUUCUCCGCGGGUGGUUCAGCUGGUCCCAGACCUACUGUCUCCCCUGACAGGAAAGAACUGCACCUCCCUGCCGCUGUACGACUGGGCCGCAUUUCCCGCACGUCGGAGACUGGGGAAGAGAUAUAUUCCCUUGAGCGCAUGACACAUUUCUUCCGCCUGCUUGCUGAUCCAGCCCUGCGUCUCGCCAAACCUGCGACCCCAGCAGCAGCAGAGGCCCUAUGGCGCACCCUCAUCGGCGACCUCGCUGAGGAUCAGCACCCCGCGCCUGCCUCCCUUGGUGUAUCAUUUAACCAAUGGGUCACCUACCUCGUCAUCCGCGCUCUCGACACUGCUUCCCACGCUUCUACCCAUGCCGCUGAUCAUUUCCCAGAUGGAGAGUCUCCACCUGAGCCCAUCCCUAUCUUCAACUCUUCUGUGCACAGGGCCCGGCUGGAGGUGACGCGCAGGUUUGCGGGAACGUUCUUGCGAAUGUGUUCUGCCAGGCGUGUGUUCAGCACAGAGCAGGGGGGCCUGGGAAUUGCACAUCAAGGUGCGAGGGUUGGGGAUGAAGUGGUGAUAGUGCCUGGAGCAGCUGUGCCGUUUGUGGUGAGGGAGAUUGAGAGCGGGGUGUAUGUCCUGAUUGGGGAAGCAUUCGUGCAUGGAGUCAUGGACGGGGAGGCGCUAGAGGGGAAGGAUCCAUUGGAUUUGAAGGGUCUGCGCGUGGUGUGA